This is a messenger RNA of Parnassius apollo (apollo), 2025 nucleotides long. The record is from the annotation of a GenBank genome assembly. NCBI's taxonomy places the organism in Eukaryota, Metazoa, Arthropoda, Insecta, Lepidoptera, Papilionidae.
AUGGCGGCGCUGAGGAUUUUAUUUGGAGUGUUGACACUGGGCGCGCGUGCCUUCUCCGCGAACAUCGCUCCUCUCAAAGCCGAAGAUGUGGCGCUGGACCUCGAGCCGCAGAUAACCGGAGGCUUCCAGCUCAGUCUCGUCAAAGACGAUGAACGUAUAGUAUACGGUCAUAUCGGGCGAACGCUGGUUUCCACGUACACUGCAGUGAAUGUAGAAGGUGGUAUGGAGAUCUACAUUGGAGAAGUAAACCUCACAAUCAACACACUCUACGACGAAGCUUCUGAUGCGAGAGGCAUUAAGAUCAAGUGGAAUUCUCUUACUCCUAUGCGACUCGAAGACUGUUUUGAUUUCGGUACGAAUCAUUGGUACGGUGGACCUAUGCAAGUAGAACAAGUGUACCCGAUUGAGAAAGCAAAGCAAGUGUACUCACCAUACUACUCGAAAGAGUCUGACAACGGGGCCAUAGUCGAGAGAUACUGGCUCAACUCUAAGGGGGAGUACAUCUACGUGCAUCCUCAAGUCCCGCUCUUCGUCGACUAUAAUAACAUCUCACCCAAUCACAUAUGUUUCGGCGCGCAAAUUUCCGACCCAUACUCCGCUAAGAGAAACCACACGGAGCUGUCCUACGACCUAUGGCUUUUGCCCAACGUGAAAGAAGCACACAAGCACGCUGUAGCCAACUAUCUUGGUAAGCCGUCUGGAGUGCCAGAUUACAGGAUGGUGCAACAUCCGAUCUGGUCUACCUGGGCGCAGUACUCUCGAGAUGUUGACCGUGAAAAAGUUUUGGAGUUCGCUCAGCAGAUUCGAGAGUUUGGUUUCAGCGAUUCUCAGCUCGAAAUCGACGAUCUGUGGGAGACUUGCUAUGGUACACUCGAAGUGGACGAGAAGAAGUUCCCAAACUUCACAAGUCUAAUCCAGGUAGUUAAGGCCAUGGGCUUCCGCGUGACCAUCUGGGUGCACCCGUUCAUCAAUAAUAACUGCGAGCCGUUGUAUACAGAGGCUUUGAACAACGGAUACCUGGUGCUGGAUGAGACUGGGAAGCCGGCGACCUCUUGGUGGAACAACAACGGCUCCGUGCCUGGGUUUGUGGAUUUCACCAACCCCGCGGCGGCAAAGUGGUGGCACGACCGCGUUAGAAACCUGCUAGACACCUAUGACAUCGAUAGCGUUAAGUUCGAUGCAGGUGAAAGUAGCUUCACGCCACAAAUUGCAGUGCAAAGUGGCGACAUAGACAUGCAACCGCAUCAUAUCGUGCAGCAAUACGCGCGCACGGCCGCUAGCUUCGGGGACAUGGUGGAAGUGAGGGCUGGCUUCAGAACACAAGACCUUCCGAUCUUUGUGCGAAUGGUAGACCGUGACUCGAUAUGGGGCUUAAAUAACGGUCUCUCGACCCUGAUCACAACGACCCUUCAGAUGAAUCUAAACGGCUACACCCUCGUCCUGCCCGAUAUGAUUGGUGGUAACGGAUACAACCUGGACCAUGAGCAAGCGGACAUACCAACCAAGGAACUGUUCAUUCGAUGGGUGCAAGCGAAUACCUUCCUACCUGCAAUGCAGUAUUCCUACGUACCAUGGAACUUUGAUAAUGAAACAAUAGCGAUAUGCAAGAAGUACACGGAUCUGCACGCAGAGUACGCGGAGCAGAUCUACGAGGCCAUGCGGGCUUCAGUGGCAGAAGGUCGGCCCGUCACCGCGCCUCUCUGGUGGCUUGACCCCGAAGAUGAAGACGCACUAAUUAUUUGGAACGAAUAUCUUCUGGGUGAGGACAUUUUAGUUGCUCCGGUUAUAGAGCAAGGUGCGACUACCCGUGAUAUAUAUCUUCCCACUGGCGAAUGGUGGGAAGAAGGGGACUCGGAGAGGGUUCACAUGGGACCCACCUGGAUCAAAGACUACCCGGCGCCUUUGGACGUGUUGCCAUAUUUUGUACGCGCGAAAGAAAAUGUACCUGAUAUAGCGGUAGCUCCUUGUGUUGCUAGUCUCCUGGUAGUUUUAGGUGUUACAGCCAAUUUUAUUUUUGGUCUGUAA